This is a messenger RNA of Stylonychia lemnae, 2034 nucleotides long. Lineage: Eukaryota; Ciliophora; Spirotrichea; Sporadotrichida; Oxytrichidae. The record is from the annotation of a GenBank genome assembly.
AUGGGAAACACAAAAUCUAAAAAGAUAAAGUAAUCUGCUGAUAAUUAAAGUGAGCCCUAUAAAACGUAAUUGAAAAAGAAAUGCAAUAAGCAACUUAAACUAAAAGUGAUGAGUUACAAUAGGAAACUUGAGAAAGACUAUGCUAAAAAUAUGGAUACAGUUGAGGUAAAGUUCUCUCAAGUAUAAAUUUUAUAGGAAUAUUCUCCGUUUAAGUAAUUACUAAUAUAUCUUGAGACCACAUUGGGAUAAUCUUAAAAAGAUUGGGCAAUACUGCUGUUUGAAGUAGUUCAUAAAGAUUUCUCAAAGAGAGACCCUCAAAAGGUGUUAAAUCAAGCAAAUUAAUUUGUAUUUGAGUUUCAAAGCUGCAAUACAAGAGUAUUCAACAAAAUGAUUAAGCGAGCUACAUCUUAAGAUAAGCAAUCAAAAACAAUCCUAAAUGUAAACUAGUAGAAGGGUUCUCUCUAAGAUAUUCCUUCAUUUCGAAAUCAAACUUCUGGCUAGCAAUUAUCAUCAGACGGUCUAGUAGAAAUUGAGUUCUGCGACAAUACCACUUAGAUUGAUCCAAUGAUCUAGCAAUCAAUAUUGACAACAAUUGAAAAUAUCAAGACCUAUAAAAAUUGCUAUGAAAAGCAAGAUACUCUAAAAUUGCAACUCAAGAUCAUAUAUAAGCAGAUGAAAACUUAAAACCAUCCCUUAAAUACAAUAAGGAGUCUCUUUACUACCAUUAUAAACGAAGAAUUAAAAUCCAAAUUUUAAUUGCUAGACAUGUAAAUGGAAGUAAAUAAUUAUGGCAACAAAGGAGAUUCAUUUUAGACUCAAAUUUUUAGGCAAAAUUCUAAAAUGCGAGUAUCAGAUCGCGAAGAGUUAGAUGUAAAUAUCAAGAAUUUCAAGAAAGAAAUGCUACAUCAACUUCAUUCUGUAAUCAAGGAAUUCAUAACAAUGUAUAAAUUUGCAAUGUGCAUCUAUUACAAGUUAGAUUACUAAAGCUAUAGACAAUCUCAGGCUCUUUUCAAACUUAGCAAUAUCAAUCUAUCUUUUUUCUCAGUGGAACACUAAUUUACACUAGGUGAAUAAUAUUAGCCAGAUGAGGAGCGUAAAGUUAACUUUAAAACUGGGAGAAGUGUAAGUCAAAAGAGAAGAAACAUUUAAAGGCCUCACUCUAAGAGUGAAAGAGCCAAGAAUUUUAGGGAUGAAGAAGAUAGAAAUCAACAGCAGAUUAAAUCAAAGAAAACUGAAUCUGAUAUAAACCCUCACGAAUCACAGAAAGUUACUACCCCCUAUGAAAAAACUAUAAAGCUUAUGAAUGAAUUUGAGAAAAUAAACUCUCUCAUCAAGAAAAAAAUGAUUCUCAAAUAUUCUUGGAAUAAACUUCAGAAAGAAGUCUUUGAAUAUUGGAAGGAAAGAAAUAAAAACAUUUCCAAAGAAAAGCUUUUGAUAAAUGAAGAUACAAGACUAUGCUUAGUUUCAUAUAUCAUAAUCCAGUCACAAUGUGCAGAGGUAUUCUUACUGGUAAAAGAACUUGAGCCCUUCAUAGAUUAGAAUAGGAUAGAAGAUGCUUUACCUCUAGCUACUUUCUAGAACGCGAUCUAGGUUAUUAUGAAAGAUUAUGAAUGCUUAUCAAAAAAUUCAGAAGAUUAGAACAAAAGACGCUUCUCAGCAAUGUCCAAAUCUUUAUCAUAGAAUAAACCUAAUGUCCUUUAAUCACACAUAAGUAAAACAAGUCAAGGACUCUAUUCUCAAAUUGAUGAAUACCUUAAAACAGUUUAAGAACUUAGAAGAAGAAAUGUAACAUAGGUCAUUCCCGAUCAGUAAAGUAUCGAUGAUGAGCACUUCUUUUUCUUCAAGUAUAAUUUAUCAAAGAAAUAAUCAACUUUUGCAUAAUCUGCCAAAGGAAAUAAUUUCUGUGGCUAUUUUUCUCCGGAUAAUCAAAGAAAAUUUAGUAUGAUAAAUUAAAAAAGGAAAGAUUCUAUUAAUCGAAGUCCUUUAGGAAAUAUUAGCACAUCAUUUGAUUGUCCGAAAAGGAAAUGCUCUUGA